This is a messenger RNA of Chiloscyllium plagiosum (whitespotted bambooshark), 2905 nucleotides long. Lineage: Eukaryota; Metazoa; Chordata; Chondrichthyes; Orectolobiformes; Hemiscylliidae. The record is from RefSeq and is a predicted model, not a curated record.
UCCAUAGAUACAUUAGGUUUAUUGUCUCAGUCAUUGCUGAUAGCCCCGGGAAACGGAGAACAAUGUUCAGAAAAAUAUUCUACUCAUUCUGGGUGAUGAACUACACUUGGUUAGGGAUAGUGCUGGCACCAGUUACUGGGCAGUCAACUGUUGGUGAUGGACAGCAAGAAUCAAAUUCCCUUCAGAAGUAUUUAGUAGCUGCUCUUGUCUUACUGGUUAUAGUUUUGUUAGCGUGUGCUGCGGCAAUCUUUGGAGUAUCCCUCAUCUACUUUAAACUCCUUCAGAUCAGAAAAAUGUUGUCAGAAAAAGAUGACGAGACAUACGCACAGAUUGGCGCAAACCUGGCUCACAUUACACAAAUGAGAAAAGAUCAGGACUUGAUCAAUAUGAAUGGGAAUGUGAAAGGGAACAAUUGCAUUGGCCAAGUGGAAAUUGGUAAAGAACAUGAUACAGAAGGGAGGUCGACCAAGUCUUCCUACCUCAAGCUCCCUGAUGGAACCACUUCAGCUAAGUCUCCUGACAAAGCAAUGCUUGACAUGGAUUCAUCGAAAGAUUCCAGUGUAAAUGGGGUCAGAGAUGACAGUCGGUUAGCAGUCAAUAUCCCAAAAUAUGCCUCCCCACCUUCUUACAGCAACGCUAUCAGGAACGGUUCACGAAAUACUGUGACACAAGUGGAAAAACCAAAGGGGAACCAUGAAAGUGUAACUCAGAGAGAGUCGAAUAAUUCCCAGAGCAAUGUGCUUCAGCAGUCGACGGGAUUGAGAACGUUCAGCCCGACUUCAAACAGUGGCUGUGCCGUUGCUCAAACCAUUCAAAAACCUGCAAAAAAGCCUAAGCCUGAAACAGGACAUUUGGCGACAAACCCCCCAGAGGGAUCUUCUCCUGAUUCCAGCAUUUACGCAAUUUAUGAUGUGCCUCGGCCUUGCCUAUGCUCCUCAAUGUGCCGUGGUGUCGUCUGGCACACAUCAACUUUUCAACGCAAUACUCUAAAGCGCUCCCUAAGUGAAAUAGGUCCCACAGCCUUUGAACUACCACUUGAAAUGCUUCAGGAUAACAAGUACGCUGUGCCCAGACCAGUGACCUUCCCAAGCAAUGUGAAUUAUGAAACUGAUUUUAAGAAUCUGGAGAAGUGUUCAUCCAAGGAUUCUGGUGUCCUGUCGUAUGUGGAUUCCCAGUUGCUAGAUUUGAUCCCUGAGGGAAAUGAACCUCAUCUUGAAACCAAAAGUAAUCUGGAAAACAAACAAAGACAAGCAGCUGACAAGGAAUCGCCCGGAGACACGAGUUUAUUUAUUUAAUAAAACUGUAAAAUUAGGAGCCCACAAAAAAACAUAAAAUGAGUGGCGUGCCUUUAAAAUUUGAAAGAAGAAAUUAGCCUGUGCACUUUCUUAAGAUACAAAUGAUACCACGUGUUGAACUUAAGUUGUUCAUCUAAUUUAUUGUUGGCAAUAAGUUCAGCCAACCAGUGUUCAUUAAAUGAAAGCAUGCUAAUUUACCAACUUUUAAGAGCUCUAUAAACCAUGCAUCUGCAGCAAAUACCAUCUUGCUUCAGUUUACAAGAUUGAAUGACACAUGACUGAGAGACAAAUUGUUAAAUCAAUGGAAGUAUUUAUGAAAAGACAAGAGUCUUGAACACUCAAACAGCAAAGAAUUUCCUUUAGAACAAAACAAAGACUCCGCAUAUUUCUAUUAUGGCAUUAAUCAUGCAUAAAAAUUGAUUAUACAUCAUUGAUCCAAAGAUUAUGUUACAAGGCAUUUCGUGACAUUGUGAUGUCCGGUUCUAAACAUCACCUUCAGGAAGGAUACUAAAGCCAUGACAAAGAAACAAAUUACAGGAACAAAAAUUGGGAGUUUCAGUUCUCCAAGGAGACAAAAGAGGUUGAAGUCGUUCGACCUAGAACAGAAAAUGUUAAUGGAAAAUUCAUAAAGUUCAAAAUGAUGAUGGAUUCUGAUAGAGUAGAUAGGUGGAAACUGCCCCCACUGGCAGGAGGUGUACAAGGGAUUUAGGAUUAUUAAGAAAAUAAUCAGUGGGGAGAACCUCUUUUCACACAGCAAGGUGGUGAGGGACGUACUGCCUGGAGAAGGGGUUGGAACACCAGUACCAGACCUGCAGGCUUCAUAUCUGCAGCCUUCCACUCACCUCAGACAGCAAGUGGUAGCUGCAAAGGUGCUCAGAGGGACAUUAUUUUGGGUGAGUAGGAAUCUACCACAGGGAAAUCAAAUUACAGUCCUGGCACCCAGCUAAGUCACAUAGGACAGUCUUAUGAUCUGAGAAUGGUUGGUCCAGGACAGGGACAUCUAAACUUUCUUGGAGGUCCCAAGGACCUUUCUCCUCCUGCUGCGAGUUUCACUUGGUAAGAAAGCUACAAUGCCUUCUCCACCAGUCACCAGUUAAGGUCGAAGUCAAGGAUCACCGGGCCCUGAUUUUCAUAUUUAAAGAAGGUCUGGAAUGACUUGUACGCAUCCUUGCCACAUGUUGAUAAAAACAGGCUACACCAAAAGGCAGUGGGAAUGAAGAGGGCUUUGACCAGUCAACGAAACUGUCAAUGUUAAUUGCUUGAUCUCAACACACCCCUUCCUACUGGUCUUUCUACCAAAGUUUAAAUUGUUCUAGCCGAGUUCAUUAAACAAUUGGUAUCUAAAUAUAUUUCCUGUAGAUUAUGCACAGUAUAGACAUAGGUAUCCUGAAUACUUACCUUCGUAUCUUUGUACAUCAUUCAUCCCUAAAAGUCUCCAAGUCAUCUGAUGAAGAGCUCAUUAUCAUUUCCAAAACUGAUGAAAAAAUGGUUCAAAUGAAAACUGAAGGACGUCUGCUAGCAAAGUUGGAGGAAGGGGUAUUUAAAAAAAAGACAUCCUGCUCCCAGUUCGACACAUAUAUGUUUUUCAAUUGUUUCUCUAUGUACAUCCC